Hirsutella rhossiliensis is the source of this 1203-nucleotide messenger RNA. Its product is annotated as calcineurin-like phosphoesterase domain-containing protein. The coding region runs from base 1 to 1203 and encodes 400 amino acids. Gene Ontology annotation, molecular function: phosphatase activity; endopolyphosphatase activity. Gene Ontology annotation, cellular component: cytoplasm. NCBI's taxonomy places the organism in Eukaryota, Fungi, Ascomycota, Sordariomycetes, Hypocreales, Ophiocordycipitaceae. The record is from RefSeq and is a predicted model, not a curated record. Gene Ontology annotation, biological process: polyphosphate catabolic process. The transcript has a single exon.
AUGGGCGCCGUCAUGGCCAUAUCCCAGGCGCAGCAGCGCGCCCUCGUCUUCGCCGCAACCUUCUUCUUCAUCGCCAGUGUCUACCUCUGCACCACGCGCCUCUUCAACAUGUCCUUCACCCACGAGGCCCUCGGCAGGCACGCCGCCACCGACACCAGCAGCAGGCCACAGCAGCAGCCGCAGCCGCAGCCGCAGCACGACGACGGCGACGAGAUCCGCCUCGGGCCCGCAGACCUGCCCAUGUCGUACGGCGAGUACCGCCGCCCCAACGUCGACGGCCUCAGCCUCAUCGCCUCGCUGCCGCGCGAGUACGUGCCCACCCCCGGCAACGGCCGGCGCCUCCUCGUCGUCGGCGAUGUCCACGGCAUGGACGCCGAGCUGACCCGGCUGCUUGGCCAUGUGGGUCACGACCCCGCGCGCGAUCACGUCGUGGCCGUCGGCGACAUGGUCAGCAAGGGUCCCGACUCGUCCGCCGUCGUCGCUCGCCUCAUGGGCCUCAACGCCAGCGCUGUCCGCGGCAACCACGAGGACCGCGUCUUGCUGUCCCGCGCAGAGGUGGACAAUGUGCAGGGCAUCAGCGCGCAGCUGGCCUCGCCCGAGGCCGAGCGCCACAGGGGCCAGGCCGCGCACCUCGCCGUCGCCCGCAGCCUGUCGUCCGAGCAGGUUGACUGGCUGUCCAAGCUCCCCGUCGUCCUCGAGGCACACCCGCUCCCGCUGUACAUUGUCCACGCCGGCCUGGUCCCCGGCGUUCCCGUCGAGAGGCAGGACCCCUGGGCCGUCAUGAACAUGCGCACCCUAGUCUACCCGCGCGAAGACCUCCGCAAGAAUGAGAAGCAAAAGAAGAAGCAGGACCUGCGCCGCCGACAAGACGCCACCUCCGCCGCCGCCGUCGAUGAUGACGACACCAUCGACAAGACCGCCCCCGACCCCGACCGCGCCGUCGCCGUCCCCGUCGAACACCGCAAGGGCGAGCCGUGGCCCAACGCCUGGAACCGCCACCAGAUGCGCCUCCCCAAGCCCGCCCGCCGCACCGUCAUCUACGGCCACGACGCCAAAACCGGCCACGUCGAGGGCAAGUACACCCUGGGCAUCGACUCGGGCUGCGCCGCCGGCGGUGCGCUGACCGCCCUCGUCAUCGAGGGCGCCGAGGACGGCGGCUUCAAGCGCAAGACGAUGCAGGUGAUGUGCAACAAGGCGUCAUAG